This is a messenger RNA of Limulus polyphemus (Atlantic horseshoe crab), 3602 nucleotides long. RefSeq names its product coronin-6-like. The record is from RefSeq and is a predicted model, not a curated record. Gene Ontology annotation, molecular function: actin filament binding. Lineage: Eukaryota; Metazoa; Arthropoda; Merostomata; Xiphosura; Limulidae. Gene Ontology annotation, biological process: actin filament organization.
GGGUUGAUUUAGGUUGUCGUUGGUGUAACUUGUAGAAAGUUUGACUAACAUAGCAUUUUCUAAUUAACUAUAGGGAAGAAAGAUAGUUUAUGCUCCUUUUUAUAAUUUUAUAGUAUUUAACAUUCCAGUUUUAGUUGUCAGCUCAUCUAUAUUGUUAACUCACUAUCAUAGUUCUGAAUAAACAGAUAUUGAGAUAAAUAUCGUUUCAUUAAUACUUAAUUUUUCCAAGAUGUCACUCAGAAUAGUGAGACAAAGCAAGUUUCGUCAUGUAUUUGGCCAACCACUUAAGAGGGAGCAAUGCUAUGACAACAUUAGAAUAACUAAAAAUUCAUGGGACUCAAACUUUUGUGCAGUCAAUCCAAAGUUUCUUGCAAUUAUUACAGAAAUAGCUGGAGGUGGAGCUUUUCUUGUACUUCCACUCCAGAAGACUGGCCGUAUUGAUAUCAGUUACCCUCAAGUAGCAGGCCACAAAGGACCUGUAAUGGAUAUUGCUUGGUGUCCUCACAAUGAUAAUGUUAUUGCUAGUAGUUCAGAUGACACACUGGUUCGUGUAUGGCAAAUUCCAGAAGGUGGGCUUGUACGCCCUCUUGUGGAUCCAGUUGUGGAGUUGGCUGGACAUCAGAAGAAAGUUGGACUUGUUCAGUGGCAUCCAUCUGCUAAUAAUGUCUUGCUGAGUGCUGGUGCUGACUGUAAAAUAAUGAUCUGGAAUGUUGGAACAGGAGAACUUCUUUCUGAGGUUAUGCACCCUGAUAUAAUCUUUGAUUGCUGUUGGAGUUGGAAUGGCAGUAGAUUGGCAACAACAUGCAAGGACAAAAAGAUUAGAGUAUAUGAUCCUCGAUCAGGUGAAAUGCUACAGGAAGCCAUGGGUCAUGAGGGUGCCAAGCCACAGCGUGUUGUUUAUCUCAGGAGUGGUAUGAUCCUUACCACAGGGUUUUCCAGAAUGAGUGAACGACAGUACUCCCUGAGGAAUGAGGAUGAUCUUAACAGUCCUCUUUGUUUGGAAGAAAUGGAUGUAAGCAAUGGGGUGAUGGUGCCGUUUUAUGACCCAGAUGUCAAUCUACUCUUCCUUUGUGCUAAAGGAGACAGCAACAUUCGUUAUUUUGAAAUCACAGAGGACGCUCCCUUUGUUCACUACAUCAACACCUAUCAGUCCAAUACUCCACAACGAGGCAUGUGCAUGAUGCCAAAACGUGGCUGUGACAUAAGUCGGUGUGAGAUUGCUAAGUGUAUUCGACUGCACUCAAAUGGCUUCUGUGAAGUCCUGUCUUUUACUGUGCCAAGAAAGUCGGAGCAGUUCCAAGAUGACUUGUAUCCACUAACAACAGCUGAUGUACCAGCCAUUUCUGCUGAGGAGUGGGCCGAAGGAAAGGAUGCUGACCCGGUUCUUGUAUCACUAAAAGAAGGUUAUGUUCCUAGCCAAAAACAAGAAUUGAAAGUAACAAAAAAAGCAAAUGUUCUGGAUAAACUGUCCUCUAAGAAGGCAGAACAAAGUCCAGAACCAGCCCUUCCUAAGCCUGACAAAAAGAUUGAAGAAUUGAUGGAGGAAAUAAGAAAUCUAAAAUCUACUGUAAAUGAACAUGAGCAACGCAUCAAGGAGUUGGAAAAUAAGAUUGAGGCAACAUGUAAUGCUUUCUCAGAACACACCCAAGUUUUAAAUAACCAUGGUGAAGACGAUCAUUUAGCUGAUGAGGUGUAAAGCUGUUGAAUUUACAUUUUAAGAUUAUAACUGUAAUUGCACAGUAUUUCCUGUGUCACAGAACAUACAGUUGCAAGAAAGCGUUCUUAAUUUUGUUUUGUUUUAUGUGAACAGGGAAUGUGGCAAACAGUCAAGUUUGUACAUAACAUUGAAAAUCUAUAUUUGAACAACCCUGUCACAUAAUUUUAUAAUAGCAAUUUUUUUUAAAGACAAUUAUAAGCUGUAAGUAAUAUCAUAAAAGCUCUGCAUGCAAUCUGCCUGGUUCUGAGGAAAGAAAAUAAUGAGAUAGUGACAUUGACCAACUGCUCUGGGAAGCUGGUACCGUAAACAUCAAUAAGAACAUGUAUGCUAGCACACCAUCUGUAAUAUGCUGAUUAUAUAUAUACUGAUAUGUAAUUAAUUUGCAUGGAUACUUUACAUAUGAUUUGUAUUCAAAUAUACUUCUAUGAUGACAAUGUAAAAUAUGUUGUUGUUUUUCUCUGAAGUUCUGACACAGUCAACUCCACUACUCUGUGGGUAUUAAUUUCAUUAUUAUUAUUAAUACUACUAAUGUAAAGGCUUUUUUAUGCUCAGAAAGGUGCCAAGUUUUCAAAGUUGUUUGAUGGUUUUAAUUAGAAUUAUUAAGUAUAUAUAUAUAAAGAUUACUAAAUAUGCACCACACUAUAACUUUAUUAUGUUUUUAUUAUAAUUUUUUAAAACUGUGCUGGAUACAUUGCUCUGAGUUUCAAGAUUGGUUGUAAUUCUGUAACUUUAAUUGUAUUUUAGAGCAUACAUUUAGUUUUACUGCAUUUUCUCUUAAUUGAGACAUUGAUUUGUCAUAAAGCUUUCCUUUGUUGUUCAAAGCAGGUAAACACAUUCAGUAUUUCUGUGUGAAUCAGUUUAGGCAGAUUUAUAUAACCUAAAUGUCUACGAGUCCGUACUGGUUGAUCUUUUAUAUAACCUUUUUUCUGUGUGUGUGUGUGUGUGUUGAAAAAUACAUCUCCAACUUUUGUUGAUUCACAUUUCAUGUUAAAUCAGAUAAACCUGUUAUGCAGCCCUUUUAAUGAGUUCAACCAUUUCAAUUUAUCCAUACGCUUUUUCUGUGUCACUUGGCUAAGGUAAACUUCUAAGAAUUGUUCACUUUUGUUCAAUUACACAAACCUGAGGAACACUGUGAAGAACUGUAUAAAACAUUACUUUCAGCACAAACUUCUCAGUUUUACUAAUGUUCCAAUUAAUCUUCACAGGUUUACAAGGAAAAUCUAGAGAACGUAGAUAUCUUAAGUAAAACAGGUUUUAUCCAUAAUUUUUGGUAUAACUUAAAUAUACAUAUUACUAAAGAAUUAAUUAAUGUGUUUUAAUGUCACACAAAUUAUAAGUUUAUUGUUCUCCAGUGUGUUUUAAAAUAUUUUUUACUAUGAUCAUAAAUUUUUAUAGUGGCAUUUUGUUUACUUGGGUCUUGUUUUCUAUUUGUCAUCGUUUGUAGUUAAUAUGAAAUAUGGACUCGACAAAAGAAAUUGCAUCUUUUAGUCUUAAGAAGAUAAACUAUUCUUUUCUGUUUUAUAUUAAGAUGCAUUUGUUCCUCAACUGAAUUUGAUUUGUUUCCCAUGUCGCCUCCGCCAAGUAUGCUUUGGUGAACUAGAAAUCAUAAGUACGGUAGUUUUGAUAAGGUUUAUAUUCUGGCAAAAUAAUUGAAUUAAGUUUCAUGGAAAAUAUUUUUUGUAGUGCUUCCAGAGUUUCUUUGGAAUUUUUUUUUUGUUACACAUAGUUUUGGAAUUAAUAUAACAUUCCAAUUAGAAAAGAUAGUUUUCAGAGUAUAAGCAUUUUAGUAAUGUGCAAGUUUCAACAUUCCUGUAAAAUGUUAGUAGUAUCACAAGAACACAAUCCAUGCAGGUCAAUUUAAUCAGUGUCGAGGAUUAAACUCAAA